AUGGAGGACCCGGAGAAGAACAUGAAGGCCGACUACUCGCCCCAGGCAUCGCCGACCCUACCCGAGUAUGGCGAGUCCGGCGCGCACAAAGCCUCCUGGCCCUCCCGUUUCGUCGACAGCUUCAAGCGCGACCCCAAUGCCCAUGCCACUCCCAAGGGCACCGUCGGCGCUGAUGGCCGUGUCUUCGAUGUCGAGGGCGCAGCCGCCGCCACCGCUUCUUCGCCUCUCCAGCGACACCUGAAAGGCCGUCACUUGCAAAUGUACGCUCCGAGCCCAUAUUAUAUAUACAUGUAUGUAUAUGUAUAUGCAUGGAUAGCUGACCAUGCAAUGCAGGAUUGCAAUCGGCGGUUCCAUCGGGACUGGUCUCUUCGUCGGGUCCGGCUCUGCCCUCGCCAAUGGUGGUCCGGCUUCCCUCCUCAUCGCCUUCAUGCUCAUCGGUAUAAUGUUGUACUGUACCGUCCAUGCCCUCGGUGAGAUGGCUGUGCUCUUCCCCGUUGCCGGUUCCUUCUCCGCCUACUCGACUCGAUUCCUCGACCCCGCAUGGGGUUUCGCCAUGGGUUGGAAGUGAGCUCCACUCACUCGCACUCUCCAUCAAGACUGUCGGCUAAUCUUCUUCAAAGUUACGCCAUGCAGUGGCUCGUCGUCCUACCCCUGGAAAUCGUCGCUGCUACCCUGACCAUCACCUACUGGACUCAUGACUCCAUCAACAACGAUGCCUUUGUCGCCAUCUUCCUCGUCCUCAUCAUCGUCAUCAACCUCUUCGGAGUCAGGGGAUACGGAGAGGCCGAGUUCAUCUUUUCCAUCAUCAAGGUCAUCGCCGUCGUCGGCUUCAUCCUCCUGGGAAUCAUCCUCAACUGCGGUGGUGGACCAAAGGGUGGAUACAUUGGUGGCAGAUACUGGCACGAUCCGGGCGCUUUCAACCAUGGCUUCAAGGGUCUCUGCUCCGUCUUCGUCACUGCUGCCUUCGCCUUUGCCGGUACUGAGCUGGUCGGUCUGGCCGCUGCCGAGACUGCCAAUCCAAGGAAAUCCCUGCCGACUGCCGUCAAGCAAGUCUUCUGGCGCAUCACCUUGUUCUACAUCGUCUCUCUGACGCUUGUUGGUCUCCUCGUGCCCUACACCAACUCCCGUCUCCUCAAUGGCUCGUCUUCUGUCGACGUUACCGCUUCGCCCUUUGUCAUCUCCAUCCAGAACGCCGGAAUCGGUGGACUUCCAUCCGUCUUCAACGCAGUCAUCCUGAUUGCGGUGCUGUCAGUCGGCAACUCAUCCAUCUAUGGAAGCUCGCGUACCCUGGCGGCGCUUGCAGACCAGAACCAGGCACCCAAAAUUCUCGGCUACAUCGACCGCAAUGGACGCCCUAUUGUCGCGAUUGGCCUUGCGUCUGCGCUCGGAUUCCUUGCCUUCUUCGCCGGAUCGUCUUUCCGGGCGCAAGCCUUCAAUUGGAUGGUAAUUAUCAUGCUCCCCGUCAUCUCCUAGAAACCUGCUAACUCAUCGCUUUCAAGUUAGCGCUGUCCGGACUCUCCUCGAUCUUCACCUGGGGCAGUAUCUGCUUGGCCCACAUUCGCUUCCGAACCGCUUGGAAAAAGCAGGGCCAUUCGCUUGAAGAGCUCGCCUUCCGCAGCCAGCCUGGUGUUUGGGGCUCGUGGGUCGGCUUCAUCUUCAACUGCCUCGUCCUCAUUGCCCAGUUCUGGGUUGGCGUGUGGCCGAUCGGCUACGCCAGCAUGACCCCGAGUGACAUCGCAGAGGGCUUCUUUCAGGCCUAUCUUGCCGCGCCGAUCGUCAUCCUCUCGGUGAGUUUGCUCUCUGAAAACUGGUCCGUUCAUCGGAUUUGAGACUAACCACUUCUGCAGUACGUCGUUUACAAAGUUUGGAAGAAGACACCUUUUAUCCGAUCUCACAACAUGGACCUCCACACGGGCAUACGAGAUCUCAACAUUGCGGAGCUGAUUGAGGAGGAGCGGGCGGAGCGGGCGACCUGGCCGGCUUGGAAGAGGGCGUACAAGUUCUUCUGCUAA
Messenger RNA from Lecanosticta acicola, 2012 nucleotides. Lineage: Eukaryota; Fungi; Ascomycota; Dothideomycetes; Mycosphaerellales; Mycosphaerellaceae. The record is from the annotation of a GenBank genome assembly.